Heterocephalus glaber (naked mole-rat) is the source of this 2030-nucleotide messenger RNA. RefSeq names its product solute carrier family 39 member 7 (gene Slc39a7). NCBI's taxonomy places the organism in Eukaryota, Metazoa, Chordata, Mammalia, Rodentia, Bathyergidae. Gene Ontology annotation, biological process: zinc ion transmembrane transport; intracellular zinc ion homeostasis. The record is from RefSeq and is a predicted model, not a curated record. Gene Ontology annotation, molecular function: zinc ion transmembrane transporter activity. Gene Ontology annotation, cellular component: membrane.
CCGCCAUAUUGGUAAAGGUACGGUAUUGGGGUGGAGGGAGAUCGGAACUUCCUGUUCUCGCGGGAGCUAGAGGCGUGACUGCCACGUCCGUGCAAACCGGGAAAGGAGAGGACCCCGGAGCCGCGUGAUGGCCAGCGGCCUGCGGGCCCCACACUGGGUGGCAGUGGGACUGCUGACCUGGGAAGCCUUAGGGCUGCUGGUGGCCGGACACGGGGCUCAUGGUGACUCGCAUAAGGACGUGCAAGAGGACUUCCCUGGCCACAGCCACAGGCACUCACAUGAGGAUUUCCACCAUGGACACAGCCAUGCCCAUGGCCAUGGCCACACUCACGAGAGCAUCUGGCAUGGGCACACCUACGGUCACGACCAUGAACAUUCACAUGAGGACCUGCACCAUGGCCAUGGCCGUGGCCAUUCCCAUGAGAGCCUCCACCAAAGAGGACAUGGACAUGACCACGAACAUAGCCAUGAACACAGCCAUGGAGGCUUCAGGGAGCCUGGGUCCCUAGGCAUCAAGCAUGACCUGGACACUGUCACUCUCUGGGCCUAUGCACUGGGGGCCACAGUGCUCAUCUCUGCAGCUCCAUUUUUCGUCCUCUUCCUCAUCCCAGUAGAGUCAAACUCCCCCCGACAUCGCUCUCUGCUGCAGAUCUUGCUCAGUUUUGCUUCUGGGGGGCUCCUGGGAGAUGCCUUCCUACACCUCAUCCCUCAUGCCCUGGAACCUCAUUCUCACCACACUCUGGAGCAGCCCGGACAUGGACAUUCACACAGUGGCCAGGGCCCCAUUCUGUCUGUGGGGCUGUGGGUUCUCAGUGGAAUUGUCGCCUUCCUGGUAGUGGAGAAAUCUGUGAGACAUGUGAAAGGAGGACACGGACACGGUCAUGGACACGGACACGGUCAUACUCACAAAAGUCACGGACAUGAACACCAGGAGCAACCUUCAAAGGAGAAGCCCAGCUCCGAGGAGGAAGAAAAGGAAGCAGGAGGAUUGCGGAAGAGGAGAGGAGGGAGCACCAGGCCCAAAGAUGGCCCAGUGAGACCUCAGAGCCCCGAAGAAGAAAAAACAGGUUCAGACCUGCGUGUGUCUGGGUACCUGAACCUGGCUGCUGACUUUGCACACAACUUCACCGACGGCCUGGCCAUUGGUGCGUCCUUCCGUGGGGGCCGAGGGCUGGGCAUCCUGACCACAAUGACUGUCCUGCUACAUGAAGUGCCCCAUGAGGUUGGGGACUUUGCCAUCUUGGUCCGCUCUGGCUACAGCAAAAAGCAGGCAAUGCGUCUACAGCUCCUGACUGCAGUAGGGGCAUUGGCAGGCGCGGCCUGUGCCCUCCUCACUGAAGGCGGGACAGUGGGCAGUGCAAGUGCAGGUGGUGCUGGUCCCGGCUGGGUUCUGCCGUUCACUGCCGGUGGUUUUAUCUACGUUGCAACCGUGUCCGUGUUGCCUGAGCUGUUGAGGGAGGCGUCACCUUUGCAGUCACUUCUGGAGGUGCUGGGGCUGCUGGGGGGAGUCCUCAUGAUGGUGCUGAUUGCCCACCUCGAGUGAGGGGUGGGAUGGCGGCCCUACCCCUGCUCCAGACCUCUCCCCUGACUCCAGGGCAGGGGUCUCUCGGGGGCGCUGGAAGGCCUGGGCAGAACAUCUGCCAAAGUAAGCUGUUGAAACCUAGGAGAGUGGUGACUUGGGGAUCAGAGGGGCUGUGGAGGGGAGAGAGAGGCCAGAGGGACCAGAGUUGGGCACUGCCUGACCAAUUGAUAGCUUGGGGGAUAAAGGAGGCCUCAGAGAAGGCUGAAAGGGAAAGAGGUGACAACAGCCCGGCUGCCCUGGCCCCACUUGUUUUCAGAGGACCAGGCUGCCACAUGCUGGGUUCUCUAAGGUGCACCUCCCUCUCCCACCGCUGGUGGAGGCGUCAGGGAAGACCAGAGCACUGGACCGAGGGGCUAGCAGGAGGUGACCGGAGUAAACAUCAAUCGUGCGUCCUGAUUUGGGGGUGAUUUGGAGUAGGGGUGGGAGAGGGUUAGUUGGUAAUCUCCUA